AAAUACGAUGUUUUUACAACCCUACUGUGUUGUGGUGUUCCAAUUUUUACGUAAUUAUUGUAUAGCAGCUAAAAGGACAGAAUAGCUUAAAAAUGUCGGGACUAAGCCAUAUUAUGCGGCAGCGGCCGUUCGCGCUGCAAAUGUCUGCCAGCAAGGUUGCUAACGUAUUGGUAGCACGUUGGGCAUCAAGCCAAGACAUUGCUCCCAUGGAUCUGAAAUCAAUUCUAGCUCGUCCUGAGGAGGUGGAACAACGUAACAAACUGAGUGGUAAAAUUACCGUACCGAAAGCGGUCAAUCUUAGUCCAAUAUCGGGUGUGCCCUCAGAUCAUAUACGAGAGCGCCGAGUACGCAUACACAUACCGCCAAAAAAUGCCAUGCAAAGUGGAACCGACAACUUGCAAACAUGGCAAAUAGAAUUUGAUAAUCGUGAGCGUUGGGAAAAUCCACUUAUGGGUUGGACCUCAACUGGUGACCCAUUGUCCAACAUGAAUGUGCAAUUUGGCUCUAAAGACGAAGCAAUUACUUAUUGUGAACGCAACGGAUGGCGUUGGUAUGUGGACAGUGAGCAGACUAAAAAAGAACGUGUCAAGAAUUACGGUGUUAACUUCUCAUGGAACAAACGCACGCGCGUCUCUACCAAGUAGAUGAACAGUAAUCUGUUGUAAUGCGUUAUAUUUAAAUAAAAAUGUUUUUUUUUCGUCAGUAAAACA
Messenger RNA from Scaptodrosophila lebanonensis, 710 nucleotides. It is a transcript of the gene ND-18, whose product is annotated as NADH dehydrogenase [ubiquinone] iron-sulfur protein 4, mitochondrial. Bases 93 to 644 code for a protein of 183 amino acids. Gene Ontology annotation, biological process: electron transport chain. The record is from RefSeq and is a predicted model, not a curated record. The transcript has 3 exons. Lineage: Eukaryota; Metazoa; Arthropoda; Insecta; Diptera; Drosophilidae.